Messenger RNA from Habropoda laboriosa, 10999 nucleotides. RefSeq names its product sushi, von Willebrand factor type A, EGF and pentraxin domain-containing protein 1 (gene uif). The transcript has 35 exons. NCBI's taxonomy places the organism in Eukaryota, Metazoa, Arthropoda, Insecta, Hymenoptera, Apidae. Gene Ontology annotation, biological process: Notch signaling pathway. Gene Ontology annotation, molecular function: Notch binding; calcium ion binding. The record is from RefSeq and is a predicted model, not a curated record.
AUCACGGCGUGGAACGUAGGAGAAAGAAACGAAUAUGCUGAUAAGAGAAUUGGCGGCCGUGUGGGUCGCCGUCCUCUUGUGCCAUCUUCAGCUAACGGAGUCUCAGGUUCCUGCCACAAAUGUCUUCACCUGUCCGAAUGGAUGGGAACUGAGAGGCAUACAUUGUUACAAAUUCUUCAACAUCAGGCACUCUUGGGAAAAGGCGGCAGAACUAUGCAGAAGGUACGGCAGCGAAUUGAUGGUGGUGGAGUCGUACAGCGAGAACAACAUGUCUGCGAGCAUGAUCGGCCGGCAUUUGGAUCGUUACUGGCUCGGGCUGGCCUCCCUGGACGAUUUACGGACCAACACACUCGAAUCAGCCGCUGGAAUGCUCGUCUCCCAAUACGCUGGUUUCUGGGCGUCGAGGCAGCCGAAUCCACAAUCAGGUGAAUGCGUGGACGUCGCGUUGACGGAUGACCGACAAACGUGGGAGCUGACCACGUGCGAAUCGUUGCUUCCUUUCAUGUGUCGCGCAAACGCCUGUCCAGCUGGCUCGUUUCACUGUUCCAAUGGCAAGUGCGUGAACUCAGCGUUCAAGUGCGACAAACAGGAUGACUGUGGAGAUUUUUCAGACGAGAUAGACUGCCCGAAUAAUUGUCAGUACUAUAUGGCCAGCAGCGGGGACGUCGUUGAAAGUCCUAAUUAUCCUCACAAAUAUGCACCCCUCAGCAACUGCAAGUGGACCUUGGAGGGCCCUCAAGGCCACAACAUCCUUUUACAGUUCCAAGAAUUUGAAACAGAAAAGAGCUUCGACAUAGUACAGAUCCUUGUCGGCGGCAGAACGGAGGAAAAAUCGGUGAACCUAGCUACCCUAUCCGGCAAGCAAGAACUCAGCAAUAAGCUAUUCGUAUCCGCUUCGAACUUCAUGAUCAUCAAAUUCAGCACAGACUCAUCUGUGGAAAGAAAAGGUUUCCGCGCUUCUUGGAAGACAGAACCGCAAACUUGCGGUGGAAUUCUUCGAGCAACGCCUCAGGGACAGGUGCUCACCUCUCCUGGAUAUCCUCAGAAUUAUCCUGGAGGAUUAGAGUGCCUGUACAUACUGCAGGCACAGCCUGGUCGCAUAAUGUCACUCGAGAUCGAAGACUUGGACCUCGAAAUGAACCGCGAUUACAUCCUAAUCAGAGACGGAGAUUCCCCAAUGAGUAGACCAAUAGCCAGACUAACGGGAAAAUCAGAAGACAAUCCCAUAGUGAUCAUGUCGACCGGAAGUAACUUGUACCUUUACUUCAAAACAAGUCUCGGUGAUUCAAGAAGGGGCUUCAGUAUUCGAUACACGCAGGGCUGUAAAGCAACGAUCAUUGCAAGAAAUGGAACAGUUCAAUCACCCUCGUUCGGUUUGAAUGAUUAUCCUAACAACCAAGAGUGCUUGUACCGGGUGAAAAAUCCUCAGGGAGGACCGCUGUCUUUAAAGUUUGUCAACUUCAACGUUCACAAGACUGAUUUCGUGCAGAUAUACGAUGGUCCAAACACUAACGGCCUACGUUUGCAUCCUGGAAGUGGAUUCACGUCUAACACGAGGCCAAAAAUAACUCUGACAGCUGAGAGUGGAGAGAUGCUAGUCAGAUUCACAUCUGAUGCUCUUCAUAGUAGCUCGGGAUGGCAAGCAGAGUUCUCAGCAGACUGUCCACAGCUUCAGUCGGGCGAAGGAGCACUGGCUUCCAGCAGAGACACAGCCUUUGGCACAGCAGUGACGUUCUCGUGUCCCCUGGGUCAAGAAUUCGCCACUGGCAAGCCGAAAAUCACCACAGAGUGUCUUCCUAGUGGAAACUGGUCGGUCACGUACAUUCCAAAGUGCCAAGAAGUCUAUUGUGGGCCAGUACCGCAAAUAGAUAAUGGUUUCUCCAUUGGAUCUUCGAAUGUCACCUAUAAAGGCCUGGCUACCUAUCAGUGUUACGCUGGAUUUGCGUUCCCUUCUGGUAGACCUACUGAAAAGAUCUCUUGUAUGGCUGAUGGAAGAUGGGAGAAGAAACCAUCCUGCUUGGCAUCUCAGUGUUCUCCACUUCCUGAAGCCCCACACUCUAACAUAACAAUUCUAAAUGGCGGUGGACGAAGCUACGGGACAAUUGUUCGAUUCGAGUGUGAGCCAGGAUACGUGAGAACUGGACAUCCCGUGAUUCUCUGCAUGAGCAAUGGUACCUGGUCCGACGAAGUGCCAACCUGUUCUCGUGCUAAAUGUUCGUUGCAACCCACGAUCAAGAAUGGUUUCGUUGUGGAUAGCACCAGGGAGUACUUUUAUGGCGAUGAAGCCAGAGUGCAAUGCAACAGGGGCUACAAGUUGUCUGGUUCUAAUAUUAUACAGUGUGGACCUAAUCAGAAAUUCGAUAACGUGCCUACUUGCGAAGACAUAAACGAAUGCGCAUCGAGCCAAUGCGACCUGGCCUCCACGGAGUGCAUCAACAAUCCUGGUGCAUUCACUUGCAAAUGCAAACCUGGCUUCGCUCCAACCAUGGAAUGCAGACCAAUUGGAGAUCUUGGGCUAAUUAACGGCGGCAUCCCGGAUGAGUCGAUCAGUGUGUCGAGUUCUGAGAACGGCUACACCAAAACAGGUGUUCGUUUGAACAAUGGCGACGGAUGGUGUGGCAACAACAUCGAGCCAGGCACAAACUGGAUGAUGAUCGACAUGAAAGCUCCGACUAUCAUUCGUGGCUUCAGAACGCAAGUUGUGUCAAGAGUAGAUGGAAAUGUAGCAUACACUUCGGCAGUUCGAAUCCAAUACACGGACGAUCUGACAGACACCUUCAAAGACUACACGAAUCCUGACGGUACACCGGUAGAAUUCAGAAUAUUAGAACCAACUCUAUCUGUUCUGAAUCUACCAGUUCCCAUCGAAGCUCGUUACGCGAGGUUCAGAAUUCAAGAUUACGUCGGUGCACCCUGCAUGAAGCUCGAGAUCAUGGGAUGCACUCGUCUGGAGUGUACAGAUAUCAAUGAAUGUGCCACUAAUAACGGUGGCUGUCAUCAAAAGUGUAUCAACAAUCCUGGCAGCUACUCUUGCAUGUGCAACACUGGCUACGAGUUGUACAAAGGGAACGGAACAGCUGGGUUCUACAUAGAGAAGCACGAGAACGGCGAAAGGGAUGGAGACUUGUAUCAGAAGAAUAAGACUUGCGUGCCUGUUAUGUGUCCUGCUUUACCUGCUCCUGAUAAUGGAAAGAUCCUGUCGACCAAGCAACAACAUCAUUUCGGUGAUUUAGUGAGGUUCCAGUGCAACUUUGGCUAUGUACUUUCUGGAUCAUCAGCUGUUACUUGUACGUCCAGUGGAGCUUGGAAUGGAACCACUCCAGAGUGUCAAUAUGCCAAAUGCGUGUCCCUGCCGGACGACAAGAACGAGGGACUCUCAGUAAUUCGCAGCGAUGAAGCAAGCGUUCUAGUACCAUUCAAACAAAACGUGACGCUAAAAUGUGGCAGUAAUGGUCGAUACCUACGAAACACAGCUACCUCAGACUUCCGCCAGUGCGUCUAUGAUCCGAAACCAGGCCUACCAGACUACUGGUUGUCAGGAUUCCAGCCAGCCUGUCCAAGAGCUGACUGUGGAAAGCCUCUGCCAACACCUGGAGCGGAAUACGGCCAAUAUCUAGACACCAAAUACCAAUCGUCCUUCUUCUUUGGCUGCCAAGACACCUUCAAGCUAGCUGGACAAACCAAUCGUCACGAUAACGUGGUCAGGUGUCAGGCGAAUGGAAUCUGGGACUUUGGUAACCUUCGAUGCGAAGGUCCAGUCUGUGAAGAUCCUGGACGACCAAGCGAUGGCUUCCAGGUAGCCAGAAGCUACGAGCAAGGUUCAGAGGUGCAAUUUGGUUGCAGCAGACCAGGAUACAUUCUGAUUAAUCCUCGACCAAUUGUCUGCGUUCGAGAACCAGAAUGCAAGGUUGUUAAACCACUGGGAUUGGCUUCUGGACGAAUUCCAGACUCAGCUAUCAACGCAACGUCAGAGAGGCCUAACUACGAGGCUAAGAACGUUCGUCUGAACUCUGUGACCGGUUGGUGUGGCAAGCAAGAGGCGUUCACUUACGUGAGCGUCGACUUAGGACAGGUUUUCAGGGUGAAGGCGAUUUUGGUGAAAGGUGUGGUGACGAAUGACGUGGUUGGUAGACCAACAGAGAUUCGAUUCUUCUACAAACAGGCUGAAAUUGAGAAUUACGUAGUCUAUUUCCCUAAUUUCAACUUGACCAUGAGAGAUCCUGGAAAUUAUGGCGAACUGGCGAUGAUCACUCUGCCUAAAUAUGUCCAAGCUCGUUUUGUCAUCUUGGGGAUAGUUAGUUACAUGGAUAAUGCUUGUUUGAAGUUCGAAUUGAUGGGAUGCGAGGAGCCAGUGGCGGAACCAUUGUUGGGUUACGAUUACGGCUUCUCGCCUUGUGUGGACAAUGAGCCACCAGUGUUCCAGAAUUGCCCUCAACAGCCUAUAGUUGUACAAAAGGGAGCUGAUGGAGGAUUGUUGCCUGUGAACUUCACUGAACCUUCUGCUAUCGAUAACAGUGGAAGUAUUGCUCGAUUGGAAGUGAAGCCUCAUAGUUUUAGGACACCGCUUAGAGUAUUUGAGGACUCAGUGGUGAAAUAUGUGGCGUUCGAUUAUGAUGGAAAUGUUGCUAUUUGCGAGAUUAAUAUCACAGUACCUGAUGUAACUCCACCAAAACUUAGCUGCCCUCAAAGCUACGUUAUAGAACUGACAGAGAAGCAAGAGAGUUACUCUGUCAACUUCAACGAAACUCGCAGAAGGAUCAACGCAACUGAUGCUUCUGGACCAGUGAAAAUCACGUUCGUUCCGGAAAGAGCAGUGAUACCAAUUGGUGGCUUCGAGAAUGUGACUGUUUAUGCGACAGACACAAGUGGUAAUAGAGCUUCUUGUCACUUCCAAGUGUCUGUACAAGCGACACCUUGCGUCGAUUGGGAGCUGAAACCGCCUGCUAAUGGAGGACUUAAAUGUGUUCCUGGUGACAAAGGAAUUCAAUGCAUCGCUACUUGUAAAAACGGCUUCAGAUUCACCGAUGGUGCCCCAGUGAAGACAUUCGCUUGUGACAUUAUCAAACAUUGGUCUCCCUCUUCCGUUGUUCCUGAUUGUGUCUCAGAAAACACACAACAGGCAAAUUACCACGUGGUAGCAGCAGUGACCUAUCGUGCGAAUGGCGCGGUUUCUAGAUCCUGUCUACCUCAGUACCAAGAUCUAAUGUCUCAGUAUUACAUGAACUUGAACAAUAUCCUGACUCAACGUUGCUCUGCUGUUAACGUGAACAUGAACGUGUCAUUUGUGAGAUCUGUGCCUUAUUUAAUGGAAGAAAACGUCUUGAAGAUGGACUUCAUUCUCGUAAUCGUCCCAGCCAUACGCCAGCCUCAAUUAUACGAUCUCUGUGGAUCUACGUUAAAUCUGAUCUUCGAUCUAUCAGUUCCCUCCACCAGUGCAGUCAUAGAACCUCUGCUAAACGUUUCUGCUAUUGGAAACCAGUGUCCUCCACUUCGAGCCCUCAAAUCCUCCAUCACGCGAGGCUUCACCUGUAGCAUUGGUGAAGUUUUGAACAUGGACACCAACGACGUUCCACGAUGCCUACACUGUCCAGCUGGAACGUUCGCUGGAGAGAAACAGAAACAGUGCACAUCCUGUCCCAAAGGCUUCUACCAGAACAGUGAUCGUCAGGGAUCCUGUUUGAGGUGUCCAUUCGGUACAUACACUCGAGAAGAAGGCUCUAAGAGCAUAGACGACUGUAUACCAGUCUGUGGAUAUGGUACAUACUCUCCCACAGGACUGGUACCUUGUCUAGAGUGUCCUAGAAAUAGCUACACAGGAGAACCACCAGUUGGCGGCUACAAAGACUGUCAGACUUGCCCAGCAGGCACUUUCACGUAUCAACCAGCUGCACCAGGUCGAGAUAGGUGCAGAGGAAAAUGCUCGCCUGGCAUGUACUCUGACACAGGGCUGGCUCCUUGUGCCCAGUGUCCAAAAGAUUUCUUCCAGCCUCAACAUGGAGCUACCACUUGCGUCGAAUGUCCAACGAACAUGUACACCGAUGGUCCAGGGGCUGUUGGAAGGGAAGAGUGCAAGCCAGUGCAGUGUACUGACAGCGUAUGUCAACAUGGAGGCUUGUGUGUUCCCAUGGGACAUGGAGUUCAGUGUCUCUGUCCAGCUGGUUUCUCAGGAAGACGUUGUGAAAUUGACAUCGACGAAUGUGCCUCUCAGCCUUGUUACAACGGAGCCACUUGCAUCGAUCUGCCACAGGGUUACAGGUGUCAGUGUGCCAAUGGCUACUCUGGGGUCAAUUGCCAGGAGGAGAAGUCGGAUUGUAGCAACGAGACGUGUCCUGAGAGGGCUAUGUGCAAAGACGAGCCCGGAUUUAACAAUUACACCUGUCUCUGUCGAUCUGGGUACACUGGAGUCGACUGUGACAUCACUAUAAAUCCUUGCACAGCAAGUGGAAAUCCUUGCAACAACGGUGCCACGUGCGUAGCUCUUCAACAAGGCCGCUACAAAUGUGACUGCCUGCCAGGCUGGGAGGGUCAGAGCUGCGAGAUCAACACUGACGACUGUGCUGAGAAGCCUUGCUUACUAGGAGCCAAUUGCACAGACUUGGUAGCUGACUUUAGCUGUGACUGUCCUCCAGGAUUCACCGGCAAACGUUGCCACGACAAGAUAGAUCUUUGUUCAGGCAAUCCCUGUCUGAAUGGAAUAUGCGUAGACAAUCUGUUCAGCCACGAGUGCAUCUGUCACCCAGGAUGGACAGGCACAGCUUGUGAGACCAAUAUCAACGAAUGUUCUGGCAAACCUUGCAGAAACAAUGGCCAGUGUAUCGAUCAGGUCGAUGGAUACACUUGCACAUGUGAACCAGGCUACACAGGCAAACAGUGUCAGCACACUAUCGACGACUGUGCCUCUGAUCCCUGUCAGAAUGGAGGAACCUGCGUAGAUCAAUUGGAAGGAUUCGUCUGCAAGUGCAGGCCAGGUUUCGUUGGUCUUCAGUGUGAAGCUGAACUGGACGAAUGUCUCAGUGAUCCUUGCAGUCCAGUUGGCACUGAUCGUUGCGUCGACUUGGACAACACUUUCGUUUGCCACUGCCGUGAGGGCUACACCGGAUCUGCCUGUGAGAUUAACAUCGACGACUGUGCUUCUGAUCCUUGUCUGAAUGGUGCUACAUGCAGAGACGAAGUUGGUGGCUUCAAGUGUAUGUGCCCUGAGGGUUGGACUGGAGUCCACUGUGAGAUUGACGUUGGAAUGUGCCAGAAUCAUCCUUGUCAAAAUGAUGCAGCUUGUGUUGACUUAUUCGUGGAUUACUUCUGCGUCUGUCCAUCAGGAACAGAUGGAAAGCAGUGUGAAACUGCACCAGAACGUUGCAUUGGAAACCCUUGCAUGCACAAUGGGCGUUGCCAAGACUUUGGAUCAGGACUUAACUGUACUUGUCCUGACGACUAUACUGGAAUCGGGUGCCAGUAUGAGUACGAUGCUUGUCAGGCUGGUGCCUGCAAAAAUGGCGCCACUUGUGUCGAUGAUGGUGCUGGUUUCACUUGUGUUUGUCCACCAGGAUAUACAGGUAAAACAUGUGAGGAUGACAUAAUCGACUGCAAGGAGAACUCGUGCCCUCCUUCAGCGACCUGCAUCGAUCUUACUGGAAAAUUCUUCUGCCAGUGUCCUUUCAAUUUGACUGGUGACGAUUGUAGGAAAUCCAUCCAAGUGGAUUACGAUUUAUACUUUAGCGAUCCAGCGCGCAGUAGCGCGGCUCAAAUCAUUCCAUUCUUCACUGGAGCAAGAAAGAGCUUAACUGUGGCCAUGUGGGUACAAUACACUCAAAAAGAUGAAGCUGGAAUAUUCUUCACUCUCUAUGCCGUCAGCUCUCCACACGUUCCAACAAAUCGAAGACUCAUGAUCCAAGCGCACAGCAAUGGCGUCCAAGUGUCUCUGUUCCACGACUUGCAAGAUGUCUAUUUGCCAUUUAGGGAGUAUGCAACGAUUAACGAUGGUCAAUGGCAUCACGUUGCUGUAGUUUGGAACGGUGAAAAUAGUGGAGAAUUGGUUCUCAUCACUGAAGGUCUAAUUGCUAGUAAAACCGAAGGCUACGGAAGUGGAAGAUCUCUACCAGCUUAGUAAGCCAACUCAACAUUCACUCAGAACCAUAAGUCUCAAUGUUUCUCUCAUAAAUCUAACUUUUUCAUUCGAUACAUCUACACGGAAUCAGGAUUCCAGGGACACUUGACCAAAGUUCAAAUCUGGAGUCGAGCUCUUCAUGUGACAAACGAGAUUCAGAAACAAGUUCGAGACUGUCGUACGGAACCUGUACUUUAUCAAGGACUGGUGCUAACAUGGGCAGGCUACGAUGAAACUGUCGGAGGUGUAGAACGAGUGGUACCAUCGCACUGUGGUCAAAGAGUGUGUCCGCCUGGUUACGGUGGCAGCAAGUGUCAACAGUUGGAAUCUGACAAGAUUCCACCGAAAGUGGAACACUGUCCAGGUGAUCUUUGGGUGAUUGCUAAGAAUGGCUCGGCUAUAGUCAGCUGGGACGAGCCAAGAUUCGUGGACAAUGUUGGCAUAGCGAAGAUCCAGGAGAAGAAUGGACACAAGUCUGGGCAAACUUUGAUGUGGGGAACUUAUGAUAUUAGUUACGUGGCUUAUGAUCAGGCUGGUAACUCGGCCAGUUGCAAUUUCAAGGUCUACGUGUUGUCUGACUUCUGUCCAGAGCUUGCUGAUCCAAUUGGUGGCACGCAACAAUGCAAAGAUUGGGGCUCGGGUGGCCAAUUUAAAGUCUGUGAAAUCUUCUGCAAUACUGGACUCAGAUUCUCCCAAGAAGUUCCUAAAUUCUACACUUGUGGAGCUGAAGGCUUCUGGAGGCCAACGAACGAUCCAUCUCUUCCACUGAUCUAUCCAGCUUGCACAAGCGCCACAGCAGCUCAGCGUGUAUUCAGAAUCAGAAUGAACUUCCCAACGUCUGUGCUCUGCAACGAAGCUGGACAGGGAGUGCUCAAGAAGAAAGUUCGAGACGCCGUGAACUCUUUGAACAGAGAUUGGAACUUCUGCUCGUACUCGUUCGAAGGAUCUCGAGAGUGCAAGGAGUUGCAAAUCGACGUCCAAUGCGAUCAUCGCGUGCGCACCACGAGGGAAACGAACGAGGAAGAUGGCGGAACGUACAUAAUCUCUGCGGUAGUUCCAGCAGAACCAACGAGACAAGCGCGGCAAGGCAGCGAUACCUACGAGGUGGAGAUCUCGUUCCCAGCGAUAAACGACCCGAUUUUGAACGCGAACUCGAACGAGAGGGCAACUGUUCAAACGUUACUGGAGAGGCUGAUCCUGGAGGAAGAUCAAUUCGAUGUUCAUGAUAUUCUGCCUAACACCGUGCCUGAUCCAGCAUCUCUGAUUUUGGAGUCUGAUUAUGAUUGUCCGGUGGGACAGGUCGUUAUGGCACCUGAUUGUGUGCCCUGCGCCGUGGGAACGUUCUACGACGAAGAAACGAAGCAGUGCCUGUCCUGUCCGGUCGGAAGCUACCAAAGCGAGUCGGGACAGCUGAAGUGCAGUUCCUGUCCCGUGAUCGCUGGUCGUCCCAGCGUGACAGUAGGGCCAGGUGCUCGUAGUGCAGCUGACUGCAAGGAAAGAUGUCCUGCAGGAAAGUACUACGACGACAUAGCGGGUCUCUGUCGAAGUUGUGGCCAUGGUUUCUAUCAACCUAACGAAGGUAGCUUCUCUUGUCUGCUAUGUGGACUUGGAAAGACCACUAGAACAGCUGAAGCUGUCUCUCGAGAGGAAUGCAGAGACGAGUGUGGCUCUGGACAACAAUUGGCCGUGGAAGGAAAAUGCGAACCUUGUCCAAGAGGAAGUUACAGGACGCAAGGAGUGCAAGCUGCCUGUCAGGCGUGUCCUGUGGGCAGGACGACACCAAACAUGGGCUCUGCAGCGAUAGAAGAGUGCUCUUUACCUGUAUGCGAGCCUGGAACCUAUCUGAAUGGAACUUUGAACGAGUGUAUGGAGUGCAAGAAGGGAACGUAUCAGUCAGAGCCUCAGCAGACUUUCUGUAUUCCUUGUCCCCCUAAUACUAGCACCAAAGGAACCGUGGCGACCAGCAAAGCGGAUUGUACGAACCCCUGCGAGACCAGCGACGCAGAAAUGCACUGCGACGCGAACGCUUAUUGCCUACUAAUUCCGGAAACGAGCGACUUCAAGUGUGAAUGCAAACCUGGAUACAACGGAACUGGAACAGAAUGUACGGACGUGUGCAUGGGCUACUGUGACAACGAAGGAGUGUGCCUCAAGGAUUCGCGAGGACAACCGUCUUGCAGAUGCAGCGGAAGCUUCACUGGAAAACGAUGCACAGAAAAGUCAGAAUUCUUCUACAUCACUGGUGGUAUCGCUGGUGGUGUCAUUCUGAUCAUCUUCGUCGUUCUUCUUGUAUGGAUGAUCUGUGUCAGAGCCUCCAGAAAGAAGGAACCGAAGAAAAUGCUCACACCAGCGACAGACCAAAAUGGCUCCCAGGUGAACUUCUAUUAUGGCGCACCCACACCGUACGCAGAGUCGAUCGCGCCUUCCCACCAUAGUACCUACGCUCACUAUUACGACGACGAGGAAGACGGCUGGGAAAUGCCCAACUUUUACAACGAGACCUACAUGAAAGAGAGCUUGCACAAUGGCAAGAUGAACAGUCUCGCUCGCUCCAACGCCAGCAUUUAUGGCACGAAAGACGACCUUUACGACAGACUGAAGCGUCACGCGUAUCCUGGCAAGAAAGACAAGAGCGACAGCGAUAGCGAGGGCCAGUGACCAUGAUGAAUGACCAACGUUCUACCAGCGUAGAAUUCAAAGAAGCAAAAAAAUUAUCAUAUCGACGUCCCUGAGAUACCGGCGUAAAGAACAAGGGUGGGGAGGGGAUGUCAACCCAUCGUCGAAACCGAUUUAUUUAUUAAUUCCCAGACGAGGAUUGUACCCAGCGGCGCGCUGUUCGAGUGUAUUCGUCGAGCGGGAAAUGAAUAAGAGAAAGAAAAAGAGAGAAAAAAAAAA